AUGGGUGAAGAAGGACAGGUGAUUAGUUGCCACACUGUUGAUGCCUGGAAUCAACAACUCCAAAACGGCAAGAACAAAUUGAUAGUUGUGGACUUUGCUGCUUCUUGGUGUGGACCUUGUCGAGCCAUUGCUCCAUUUGUCUCAGAGCUGGCCAAAAAAAUGCCCCAUGUUCUCUUCCUCAAAGUUGAUGUCGAUGAGUUGAAGGAAAUUGCAUCAGAUUGGGGUGUGGAAGCAAUGCCAACUUUCUUGUUGCUGAAAGAUGGGAAGACGGUCAGCAAGGUCGUGGGUGCAAAGAAAGAAGAACUUCAACAGACGAUCAUCAAACAUGCUGGUAACUCUGGUUCAAGUUCAUGAUUCAGAUUUUGCUUCAUCCAAAUUUAGUCGUAUCUCGCUUUAGAAGAUUCAUAAACACUUAGGCCAACAAGCCUAAGAUCCUCUAGUUCUCUUUCAUAUGUUUCUGUCAACUUUUCGUUUUGUUUGCUUGAAAUUUAAUUGAAUAAUGUGCUUUUAGGGACAUGUCUUCAAACAAAUGAAGAGAUUUUGCUA
Molecule: messenger RNA, 546 nt
Organism: Cynara cardunculus var. scolymus (artichoke)
Lineage: Eukaryota; Viridiplantae; Streptophyta; Magnoliopsida; Asterales; Asteraceae
Product: thioredoxin H1
Exons: 3
Coding region: 1-354 (117 amino acids)
Molecular function (GO): protein-disulfide reductase activity
Source: RefSeq, a predicted model, not a curated record